Messenger RNA from Gorilla gorilla gorilla (western lowland gorilla), 2869 nucleotides. It is a transcript of the gene MCTS2, whose product is annotated as MCTS family member 2. Gene Ontology annotation, biological process: formation of translation preinitiation complex. The transcript has a single exon. NCBI's taxonomy places the organism in Eukaryota, Metazoa, Chordata, Mammalia, Primates, Hominidae. The record is from RefSeq and is a predicted model, not a curated record. Bases 1429 to 1974 code for a protein of 181 amino acids. Gene Ontology annotation, molecular function: RNA binding.
GUCGCCCAGGCUGGAGUGCAGCGGCACAAUCUUGGCUCACUGCAAGCUCCACCUCCUGGGUUCACGCCAUUCUCCUGCCUCAGCGUCCCGAGUAGCUGGGACUACAGGCGCCCGCCACUACGCCCGGCUAAUUUUUUUGUAUUUUUAGUAGAGACGGGGUUUCACCGUGUUAGGAUGGUCUCCAUCCCCUGACCUCUUGAUUCGCCUCCCAAAGUGCUGGGAUUACAGGUGUGAGGCACCGCGCCCGGCCAUAGCACUCUCUCUUACUGGUGCCUAGCACAUGCUGCCUUGUCCCUAAUCGGCAGCAAUUUUAUGUGACUGCUUUGUGCAUCUCUAAGGAACCUCUGUUAAACAAUUGUUGAUUUUUUUUUUUUUAAGACUGAGCUUGGGCCAGGUGAGAUGGCUCACGCCUCCCAGCACUUUGGGAGGCUGAGGCAGGUGGAUGACUUGAGAUCAGGAGUUCCAGACCAGCCUGGCCAUCACGGCGAAACCCCGUCUCUACUAAAAACACAAAAAAAAUUAGCCAGGCAUGGUGGCGUGUACCUGUAAUCCUAGCUACUCGGGAGGCUGAGGCAGGAGAAUCGCUUUAACCUGGGAAGGCGGAGGUUGCAGUGAGCCGAAAUAGCGCCACUGCACUCCAGCCAGGGCGACAGAGUGAGACCCUGUCUCAAAAAAAAAAAAAAGAAAAAGAAAGACUAAGCUUGGCCAGGCGCGGUGGCUCAUGCCUGUAAUCCCAACACUUUGGGAGGCUGAUGCCGGAGGGUCACUUGAGCCCUGGAGUUCCAGGCUGCAGUAAGCCACGGUCAGUGCACUCCAGCCUGGGCGACAGAGCAAGACCCCGUCUAAAAAAAUAAAUAAAUAAAACAGUAAAAAGGCUAGGCUUAUACCACAGAGUCUUCAAGGUCCCAGGCCCUCUCUAUCUCAUGCUCCGCCAUAUACAGCACUGGCCCUCGGGUCAGGAUAGUGUCAUCACUCCACUGUCCAGCCAGAAGGAAGGAGAGGCAUCCAUAUUCCCUGUCCAUUUAGCUGUAAGAGAAGCUGGAAAAUGGCCGUGAGUCGGUCUCGUGUCCAGUUAGAACGAACUCAUCAGGGUGCGCAUCUCCAGUCUUCUGUUCCGGCAAGGAGAAAGCAUUCGUAUCAUUUCUAGCUUCUCAAGCCCUACUGUUUCAGCUAUCCUCAUUAAAGAGGAAUCAGCAGUCGAAGGAACAGCGGGCCAAGCGCAGUCGUGACGUGGCGUUCAGAGAGCGGAAGUUGUCAGAUUUCACCGGGCCGUAAAGCGCGCUGGCUGUGUCAUCUUCCGGUUAGCGACAACGGCUCUGACCGUCUGGCAGGCCGCGUGGCGCCCGCGCCGGCCUUCUUGCACGGGACUCCACCGGAGCCUUGCCAAUUCCGUUUGUUUCCCUGUUGUCGCCCGCUUCACCCUGGAUCAUGUUCAAGAAGUUUGAUGAAAAGGAAAGUGUGUCCAACUGCAUCCAGUUGAAAACGUCAGUUAUUAAGGGCAUUAAGAGCCAACUGGUAGAGCAAUUUCCAGGUAUUGAACCAUGGCUUAAUCAAAUCAUGCCUAAGAAAGAUCCUGUCAAAAUAGUCCGAUGCCACGAACAUACAGAAAUCCUUACCGUAAGUGGGGAAUUACUGUUUUUUAGACAAAGAAAGGGGCCUUUUUGUCCAACUCUAAGGUUGCUUCACAAAUACCCUUUUAUCCUGCCACACCAGCAGGUUGAUAAAGGAGCUAUCAAAUUUGUACUCAGUGGCGCAAAUAUUAUGUGUCCAGGUUUAACUUCUCCUGGAGCUAAGCUGUACCCUGCUGCGGUAGAUACGAUUGUAGCAGUCACAGCGGAAGGAAAACAGCAUGCUCUGUGUGUUGGGGUCAUGAAGAUGUCUGCAGAAGAUAUUGAGAAAGUCAACAAAGGAAUUGGCAUUGAAAAUAUCCAUUAUUUAAAUGAUGGGCUGUGGCACAUGAAGACAUAUAAAUGAGCCUCAGAAGAAAUGCAUUUGGGGGGCUAAAUGUGGAUACUGAUUGUGUCGUAUGUGUGUUUGUGUCUGUGUGUGACAGCGUGAAUACAAUGCCUCUGUGGUUAUGCUAAAUAAGUUUAACAGAUACUUUAUAGAAAACAAAUCAGGGUGCUCUUACCACAGAUGAAAAAACAAAUUAGGGGACAAGCAGCAAGCAGUCUGCUACACUCUGGAAUGUGAAAGGAGUGUCUGGACUCUGUGACUCCCGGCAAACUCCACAGCCUCUAGUUGUCUUCUUAGGAAGCUUGGAAGCAAUCGAGAAUGGUCUAACAUCAAGAUGUCUACCACAGGGCCCUCCACAAAAGCAGCCUCGGGGACUCCGGCCUUUCCUUGAGACCUGCAUCUCUUCCCUUCUUCAUCGCCUGCUAGUGAACUGAGGCUGCUGCUAACCUUCUUCAUCCUUUGGUGGCAAAGUAGAAAGAUUCCAGAAUUAACUCGACCUUUCUAAAGACCUGGGCUCAGUGGCAGCUGGCACUGACUGAGCACCCGCUAUGUGCCAGGCACUGUGCUGAAUGCAUUGUAAGGACUGUCUUACUUAUUCCCCCACAGCAGCCCUAAGAAGGGGUGCUGUUAUCCCCUUUUUACAGAUAAGAGAACUGAAGCUCAGAGAGGGCACUGCCUUCCCCAAGGUCACCCAGCUACAAGUAACAAAGCCUGUGCUUGUAACACCAAAGACCACUUCCCGCUGACACUGUGCCAGGCUUGUAAGUCUCUCUCUGGGCCUCCAUUCCCUCCUGUAGGAAAUUGGAGGGGUUGGGGUGGCUCCAGUGAGCUCUCCCCUUCUGAAACUCAUACUAAUCUGGGGCAGCCAAGGCUUAGCCCCGCCAGCUUGUGAACCUCUCACAGUGCCCACAGC